Molecule: messenger RNA, 795 nt
Organism: Musca vetustissima
Lineage: Eukaryota; Metazoa; Arthropoda; Insecta; Diptera; Muscidae
Gene: Set
Product: protein SET
Exons: 3
Coding region: 2-778 (258 amino acids)
Biological process (GO): nucleosome assembly
Cellular component (GO): chromatin; nucleus
Molecular function (GO): histone binding; chromatin binding
Source: RefSeq, a predicted model, not a curated record
CAUGUCCAGUUUACCGAAGCGCGCAAAAUUGGAUGAGGGCAAUUCCGGUGCGCCCAAUGAGGCUGUAACUGAGGCGCUGGAAGCAAUCGAUGCGUGUCAAAACGACAUCGAUGCCCUCAACGAAAAAGCCAGCGAGGAAAUACUCAAAGUUGAGCAGAAAUACAAUAAACUGAGGAAGCCCUGCUAUGAGAAGCGUAGUGAAUUGGUCAAACGUAUUCCGAACUUUUGGGUGACAGCGUUUAUAAAUCAUCCACAAGUAUCAGCCAUAUUGGAUGAAGAAGAAGAGGAAUGUUUGCAUGCCUUAAGUAAAUUGGAAGUAGAAGAAUUUGAAGAUAUUAAAUCGGGUUACCGUAUUCAUUUUCAUUUUGACGAGAAUCCAUACUUCGAAAAUAAGGUGCUAACAAAAGAGUUUCAUUUGGGCACAGGAUCCGAUGAAAAUAGCGAUUGCCCCUCAUCGACCAGUACGGCUAUACAAUGGAAAGAAGGCAAAAAUUUACUAAAACAAUUACUCUCAAAACCCUUCACCAACAAAAAGAAACGAAAUUCCGAAUAUAAGACAUUCUUUGAUUGGUUCACCGAUAACAGUGAUCCGGUCAAUGAUGAAAUUGCUGAAUUAAUUAAAGACGAUUUAUGGCUAAAUCCUCUGCAGUAUUAUCUGGUACCUGAUGUAGAGGUUGAACCAGAAGACGAUGACGAAGAUAAUGAAGACAAUGAAGAGGAGGUAUUCGACGAUGAAGAUGGUGAGGGUGAAGAGGAUGAUGAUGAAGGUAAAUAUUAAAAAAAUAUGUUUUUUUU